This is a messenger RNA of Phyllostomus discolor (pale spear-nosed bat), 3042 nucleotides long. RefSeq names its product solute carrier family 9 member A4 (gene SLC9A4). Lineage: Eukaryota; Metazoa; Chordata; Mammalia; Chiroptera; Phyllostomidae. The coding region runs from base 287 to 2389 and encodes 700 amino acids. The record is from RefSeq and is a predicted model, not a curated record. The transcript has 12 exons. Gene Ontology annotation, biological process: sodium ion transport; regulation of pH; proton transmembrane transport. Gene Ontology annotation, cellular component: membrane. Gene Ontology annotation, molecular function: sodium:proton antiporter activity.
AGAAGAUCCCUCAGCAUGGUUUUCAGGUGUUUGUGCCUUUUUGCCAUUGGAAUUGUUGCUGUUGCUAGUGGUCCUCAAGAGUUCUGAAGCAACUUCUGAUCUGAACAAAUCCACAAAUUCUACUGAAUAUUCAGUUUGCUGCUGCCAGCACAGAGCUAGAUGAGAAGAUAAGUGUUUUUACAUUGGAUUAUGACUACGUGCAAAUUCCUUAUGAGGUCACCCUCUGGAUACUUCUAGCAUCCUCGCAAAAAUAGGAUUCCACCUUUACCACAGACUGCCAGGCCUCAUGCCAGAAAGCUGCCUUCUCAUCAUUGUUGGGGCUCUGGUGGGUGCCAUCAUUUUUGGCACCAACCACAGAUCACCUCCAGUCAUGGAUUCGAGCAUCUACUUCUUGUAUCUCCUUCCACCCAUUGUCCUGGAAGGCGGUUACUUCCUGCCCACCCGGCCCUUCUUUGAGAACAUUGGCUCCAUUCUCUGGUGGGCAGGCCUGGGUGCCCUGAUCAAUGCCUUUGGCAUUGGCCUCUCCCUCUACCUCAUCUGCCAGAUCAAGGUUUUCGGCCUCAGUGACAUCAACCUGCUUCAGAACCUGCUGUUUGGCAGCCUGAUCUCAGCCGUGGACCCAGUGGCUGUGCUGGCUGUGUUUGAGGAGGCACGAGUGAAUGAGGCACUAUACAUGAUGAUCUUCGGGGAGGCUCUUCUCAAUGACGGCAUUAGUGUGGUCUUAUACAAUAUAUUAAUUGCCUUCACAAAGAUGCAUAAGUUUGAAAACAUAGAAACUGUUGACAUUUUGGCUGGAUGUGCCCGAUUCAUUAUUGUGGGGGUUGGGGGUGUACUUUUUGGCAUUAUUUUUGGAUUCAUUUCUGCAUUUAUCACACGUUUCACUCAGAAUAUCUCUGCAAUUGAACCACUCAUUGUCUUCAUGUUCAGCUAUUUGUCUUAUUUAGCUGCUGAGACCCUCUAUCUCUCCGGCAUUCUGGCAAUCACGGCCUGUGCAGUGACGAUGAAAAAGUAUGUAGAGGAAAAUGUGACCCAGACAUCCUACACGACUAUCAAGUAUUUUAUGAAGAUGCUAAGCAGUGUCAGUGAGACACUGAUAUUCAUCUUCAUGGGCGUGUCCACUGUUGGGAAGAACCAUGAGUGGAACUGGGCCUUUGUCUGCUUCACUCUGGCCUUUUGCCAGAUCUGGAGAGCCAUCAGUGUGUUUGCUCUCUUCUAUGUCAGUAACCAGUUUCGGACUUUCCCCUUCUCCAUCAAGGACCAGUGUAUAGUUUUCUACAGUGGUGUUCGAGGAGCUGGAAGUUUUUCACUUGCAUUUUUGCUUCCUCUGUCUCUUUUUCCUAGGAAAAAAAUGUUUAUCACAGCUACUCUAGUAGUUAUAUAUUUUACUGUAUUUAUUCAGGGAAUCACAAUUGGCCCUCUGGUCAGGUACCUGGAUGUUAAAAAAACCAAUAAAAAAGAAUCCAUAAAUGAAGAGCUUCACAUUCGUCUGCUGGAUCACCUGAAAGCUGGAAUUGAAGAUGUGUGUGGGCAAUGGAGCCACUACCAAGUGAGAGACAAGUUUAAGAAGUUUGAUCAUAGAUAUUUACGGAAAAUCCUAAUCCGAAAGAACCUGCCAAAAUCAAGCAUUGUUUCUUUGUACAAGAAGCUGGAAAUAAAACAAGCUCUUGAGAUGGUAGAGACUGGUAUCCUAAGUUCUGCAGCCUUUUCCAUACCCCAUCAAACCCAACGGAUACAAGGAGUCAAAAAGCUUUCCCUGGAAGAUGUGGAGGCCAUGAGGGACAUUCUGACGCACAAUAUGUACCAAGUUCGACAGAGGACAUUGUCCUAUAACAAAUACAACCUCAGACCUGAAACGAUUGAGAACCAGGCUAAAGAGAUCCUACUCCGCCACCAGAAUACCUUCCAGGAGAGCAUGAGGAAAGGCCACAGCCUGCCAUGGGGAAAGCCGGCUUGUGCCAAAAACAUCCGAUACCUAUCUUUUCCCUAUAGCAAUUCUCAGCCUGAAAGAAGAGGCAGGAGGGCUGCUGAUUUUAGAGAUAAGGAAAGCAGUGAUUCAGAACUCUCCUUCGACAUGUUCACUGCACACUCUCAAGCAAGGUUGCUUCAAGAAAGACAACCAACAAAAAAAAUAAUGCCAGUGAAAAGUUCAAAAAGAAGAGGGAAGCCAUCCAACUUUCGUGAUCAAAGAAGAGACCCAGAAGAGCAUGUUGGCGGAGGCAGAAGGGCAACUUUAAGACCCAAACCACUGUUUCAUGCAGUGGAUGAGGAAUAUGAAUCUGGAGAGGAGAGUGGAGAAGAGGCCUCCACAACUGGGUCCAGAUGGUCAUCUGAGCACAGACACAGAAGAGAACACCACAGAUCCCACAGUCCGUUGCUCCAAAGAAAAUAGUUUUAUUGUGCACAAGAUUGUUUUAGUGCUUCUCAAGAGUCCAUUUUCCUACUGUUGUGAAAGAAGGAUUUUUAGAAUUCUAAAGAAAACUAUUGAGUUUACUUUUCUUUUUGAUACUGCUAGACAUGCACCUAUAAGAAGCAAGGGGAUUUUUUGAAAGACUAGGAGCACUAAUUUUCAGGUUGUGCCAUAUUCUUAGCUGGUUCACUUUGUAGAUAAUUCCCUGAGUGAGAGAUAUUCAUUACCCCAGAAAUGAUUCACUAAGUAUUUCUAAGUCUGUGUGAUUAAUUUACUUUAUUGAGGUACAAUGUGAUUGGUAAUUUAUCUUAACAAUAUGCAUAUGCAACUUAUAACAAAGUAGUCCUAAGAGGAGUCUAGAAAUAUCCUGAUCCCACCCCAUGAGGUUACAGAUGAGGACAUCUUGCCCAAGGUCAAGUGGUGAGUUACUGGAUUCACAAGCUAAUUAACCUCCAUCCAACAGAAUGAUUUUGAUUUUGAUAUGCACUAUUCAAUAAAAUUAUAUGUUUGGGAAGAGAUAAAAUUUGUCAUAACAUUGCUACAUUUAAUCAGUAGCAACAAUAGAUGCAUGUGAUACAGACUAAAGAAUUAAUCUGCAAACAAUGGGCUUGUCUAUUUUGUAAUUAGAGUAUUUA